CAUGUUUGGUUCUCUGAGCUCCACCAUCCUGUCUCUGAUGAUCGGCUCCUACGCCUCCUCUGCUGUCACCUUCCCUGGAGUCAAGCUCAUCUACGAUGCAGGUGUGUCCUUCAGCGUGAUCAUGUGGGUUUGGGCAGGCCUUGCCGGGUUCGUCUUCUUCAACUGUUUCCUCAACUGGCCCACUGAAGGCUUCCCAACCCCCGACGAGGUAGACUACAGUAAGAUCCUCACACUGCAAGAGACGCCUUCAUCUGACCAGAAGAUUGUCGCAGAGAGACUCAGCGAGAAAAAUGGAGAUAUCCGACACUCCACAGAGAAACUCCCUAAUGGAACUGACUUUGAUUCUGCACCCAGUAA
This is a messenger RNA of Notothenia coriiceps (black rockcod), 357 nucleotides long. RefSeq names its product large neutral amino acids transporter small subunit 3-like. The annotation marks the transcript as partial. Gene Ontology annotation, biological process: neutral amino acid transport. NCBI's taxonomy places the organism in Eukaryota, Metazoa, Chordata, Actinopteri, Perciformes, Nototheniidae. Gene Ontology annotation, molecular function: neutral L-amino acid transmembrane transporter activity; L-amino acid transmembrane transporter activity. The record is from RefSeq and is a predicted model, not a curated record. The transcript is spliced from 3 exons.